GGAUUUUGAUUUUAAGAUUCGAAUUAUAGGGUUUUGAUUUUAGGUGUAAGAUUUCGAGUUUAAUUUGUUUUUUGUAUAAUUUUAUUGAAUUUUGGUUUUAGAGUUUAAGUCUAAUUUUAAUUUUAUUUGAUUCAGAUGUCUUCUCGAGACCAAAACGGGUCUGUAAACCAAAAUGUUUACAGCCAAUUCAUAUCAUCUCAAGGUUUAUCUCCUCCCAUCUCUGCUCGAGGGAUAUGCUCUACUGGCCCUGCUCAAAGGUUACCUUCUCCUGCUUCUUCUCAGGGAACCUCACCGGCAACACAAGAUAACCAUAAUGCAGUCUUUGCGGGGGUGCAAAAUGAUCUUCCUCCUCAGCAAUCAACUUCCUGUGUCAACAGUGUAAGUGCCUCUCAAACUUUUUUCACUUUGGAAGAGUUGCUUGCAAGUCCUGGGCGUGCUGGCUUAACAAAACUGGAUCCUAAUCGACCUCCGGGUACACUAUGGUUUGACCAGGAUUCUUUGGUUGGUGCUACUGUCCGGGCCAUUUUUGAAAGAGAUUUCAAAUCAGCUCAUGCCAAUUGGACCCAAACACCAUGUCCGGUUGUAAACCGGUGGUUUGAAACUUUUGCGCAAACAUAUAAUUGGGAUGCGUCCAUCAAUGAAAGAGUUAGAGCUGAGUUUGAAAAGAAGUUGAAGUCCCGGAUGAGUGAUCAAGUGUCUCGUUGGAAGGGUAAGUGGAAGAAGAAAGGUAAUGACGCAAUGCCGCGGUGGCUUGAUCCUACCGUAUGGGAUGGUUUGGUCAAGUUUUGGUGUGAACCAAAAUCAGAAGCAAAGAGUAUCAAUAGCCAUAAUGCUCGCUAUAGUGAUCCAGAUGGCACCGGAAUACAUAAGCACCGUUCUGUUCAGACCUCUUUUAAAGCCCGAGCACGAAAGCUUUCUGAGAGGACUGGUGAGCCACUACCUGAUUUCCUGCGAGUCCUAGAAGAUACUGUCUGAGAAGGUAUACAAUGAAGUGUCGUCAAAGAUAGCUGAAGCUGAGUCUGAGCUAUUAUCAGCGGAUAACAUGGAGAGUAGUGCUUCCGGAGGGUUAUCAGUCAUUGUGAAGAACCAAAUUUAUGCCGAGGUUGCUCCGAAGAAAAAGAACCGGAUAUAUGGGGUUGGUAACAUGCAAGCAGAAGCAUCUUCAGCUCAAAUUGGUCAACCGCCUCCUCCUUCUGAAGAUCCACUCGUUCUAGCUGCGAAGCUUGCUGCUGCCGAAGCUGCUCUUGCAACUCAGGCAACUCAACUACAAGAAAAUUCGGAGAAGAUGCAUAGUUAUGAUGCAUACUUCGAAUAUCUUGCAGAGAAAGAUCCGGACUUUGCUGCUAGAUUUCCCAGAGAAGAUUCAGUGACCAGACCUGUGACCAGAGAUGCAACCACCGGAGAACCUACCACCGGACAGUAAUAAACACUCAUGAACUCUCUUUUAUCCUUUGAACCUCUCAUAUGUAAUGAUCUCUCUUUUAUCUUUUGAACCUCUCAUGUGUAGAACAUAAUCGGUUAUUAGGAUUUGUUA
Messenger RNA from Camelina sativa (false flax), 1534 nucleotides. The record is from RefSeq and is a predicted model, not a curated record. Lineage: Eukaryota; Viridiplantae; Streptophyta; Magnoliopsida; Brassicales; Brassicaceae.